UUCCCUCGAGUCUUCAGACGCGCUUUACGGCGGCGCUGGCGCCACGGAGCUGAAGAUGUCCGCUGCGAGCCGGGAGGAGCGCUCUGGUCCUCCCGGCAGCUUUGCGAAGCGGAUCCUGGUGACCGGGGGUGCUGGUUUCAUUGCGUCCCAUGUGAUUGUCUCCUUAGUAGAAGAUUAUCCCAACUAUAUGAUCAUAAACCUAGACAAGCUGGAUUACUGUGCAAGCUUGAAGAAUCUGGAGCCUGUUUCUAACAAGCAAAACUACAAGUUCAUACAGGGUGACAUCUGUGAUUCUCACUUUGUGAAGCGGCUGUUUGAAGCGGAGAAAAUAGACAUAGUCCUACACUUUGCUGCACAGACUCAUGUAGAUCUUUCAUUCGUCCGUGCCUUUGAGUUUACGUAUGUCAAUGUUUAUGGUACUCAUGUUCUGGUAAAUACUGCUUAUGAAGCCAGAGUGGAGAAAUUCAUUUACGUCAGCACAGAUGAAGUAUAUGGAGGCAGUCUCGAUCAGGAGUUUGACGAGUCGUCACCCAAACAACCUACAAACCCCUACGCCUCAUCCAAAGCAGCCGCUGAGUGCUUUGUGCAGUCCUACUGGGAACGGUACAAGUUUCCAGUUGUCAUCACCAGAAGCAGCAACGUGUAUGGACCACAUCAGUAUCCAGAAAAGGUUAUUCCAAAAUUCAUAUCUUUGCUACAGCACGACAGGAAAUGCUGUAUUCACGGGUCAGGGCUUCAGAGAAGGAACUUCCUUUACGCCGCCGAUGUGGUGGAGGCCUUUCUCACUGUCCUCACAAAGGGAGAGCCAGGCGAAAUCUACAAUAUCGGGACCAACUUCGAGAUGUCAGUGGUCCAGCUUGCGAAAGAAUUGAUACAGCUGAUCAAAGAGACCAAUUCAGACUCUGAAACAGAGAGGUGGGUGGACUACGUAAGUGACAGACCUCAUAACGACAUGAGAUAUCCAAUGAAGUCUGAAAAGAUUCACAGCUUAGGAUGGAAGCCCAAAGUGCCGUGGGAAGAAGGAAUAAAGAAGACAGUUGAGUGGUACCGAGAGAAUUUUCACAACUGGAAGAAUGCAGAAAAGGCUUUAGAACCCUUUCCAGUCCAGCCACCAUUUAUAUAACUGCCAGUUGCAGAGAAGAGGACACCAGCGCACCUCAGCCAGUGACACAGUCAAGUGCCUGAAUGAAGUCUUCUCUCCUGGGCUGGGCGAUGCUCUCAGCACAGAUCGCGUGCAGAGUCAUCGGCAUCAGCAUCAGCAUUGGUCGAGAGCUCACUGUGGAGAUGCCCUCGGCAGACUUCUCCAGGGACUCAGGCACUGGUCCAGCAGAACGUUCUGCUCAGCAGAAGCUUAGACACGAGCAGGGCGGGGCCCUGGCUCUGAGCAAAGGCAGGAAGUGGUACCGUGCAUGGCAACCUGGGCUGCUUUUCCCAGCCUUCCGCAAUACCAGGAUUUUCUGUCUUGACUGUAUUUUCUAAGGUCCGAUGAUGUGAAAAUUGAGCAAAAUGGAAGACUAGCACUUUUAAACUUUUGAUAAUUUUGUAAAAUUAAGUUAAAUAGAUUUUAAAGGUAAGAUGUUAAUUUCUUACAUUUUUUAAAUCAGUAGUUGAUUUUAUAUAACCUGUAUCAGAGAUUUUAUCAUGUAUUUACUAUUUACAAUAGUUUUAUUUAUGAAAGUGUCAAUAUAUUUUAAUAUAUUAAAUGCUGAUUGUGGCUUUUUUAGUGAA
Messenger RNA from Rattus rattus (black rat), 1728 nucleotides. It is a transcript of the gene Tgds, whose product is annotated as TDP-glucose 4,6-dehydratase. Lineage: Eukaryota; Metazoa; Chordata; Mammalia; Rodentia; Muridae. Gene Ontology annotation, biological process: nucleotide-sugar metabolic process. The record is from RefSeq and is a predicted model, not a curated record. Gene Ontology annotation, molecular function: dTDP-glucose 4,6-dehydratase activity. The coding region runs from base 56 to 1123 and encodes 355 amino acids. The transcript has 12 exons.